Molecule: messenger RNA, 1390 nt
Organism: Paramecium sonneborni
Lineage: Eukaryota; Ciliophora; Oligohymenophorea; Peniculida; Parameciidae
Source: the annotation of a GenBank genome assembly
AUGUCUAAAAGUAAUCAAGUUGAAAUAUACUAUAAUGAAUAAAUUUCUUCUAAGGAAUCAAAAAGAAUGAAGUGGUUUGUUUUAUUUGCUUACAGUUUUUUAGCGUAUACUUUGAUUUUAUUGUUAGAUUUUCAAAUGUGCUUGGAUUUGUGAGUUAUUCACCUGUUUGGCUAAAUGCAGCAAUCUAUUAUGAUGUUGAAGCUAAUGACUUGUAUUGGAUAGGAAAUUUAUAUUAUAUAACAUUUUUUGUAUUUGGUCCUCCUUUUAUUCCUUUAUUAGAGAAGAGACUUGAUUUAUGUUUAUAAGUAUCUUCAAUUUUAACAGCUGCAGGGGCUUGGAUGGUUUGGUUUGGAAAGCAAAGUUUUUUUAUGUGUUUAGUUGGAUAUUUUUUUGUAGGAGUAAGUGAGGCUUUAUUUUUAGCAGUUCCUGUUUGUAAUUAUUAAACCUUAUCGUUUUUAUAGAUUUAUCUGAAAUAUGGUUUACUGCUUAUGAUCGUACUUUGGCAACAUGUUUAGGAAGUUAUGCUACUCUAGCAGGAAUCAUGGCUUCAUAUACAUAUUCGUCAUUUUAGUUUUGGGAUCUAAUAGAUCAAGAAAUUAUUAAUAUCAAAAUUGAAGAAAUGAACUUUAUAAUUGCCAUUUUAAAUACAAUAUGUGUUCCAUUUUGUUUUAUUUUUAUUAGAAACACUAAUUAAAUAGCUAGAAAUGUUGAAGUAAAAAAUUAUUAUGAAAUUAUAGGAAAAUUUAGGAUUUUUUAAAUAAUUCUUUGAAAUUUUCAGAAUAGAAGAAUUUUUAUUAGAUCUUUUAGCAUUUGCAAUGUUUAUUGGGAUUUCAUGGGUUUAUAUAUCUGUUAUUUCUUUAUAAUUGUAUCCUUUUGGGUAUACUCAAUUAGAGGUAGGGAUUGCUGGAAUCUUUUUUACAGGGUCAGGUAUUAUAGCUGGAAUAUGGAUCUCAUUUAAAUUAGAUUUAUAAACAAGAUAAGGAAAAUUGCCAGAUUAUGAUAUCAUUAUAAAGUAUACAACUUCUAUGGGUUUUUUGGCUUUACUAUUAUUAGCCUUUUUAAUAUCAUACUUACCUUUUUGGGUUUUGAUAAUAUUAAAUAUUAUGAAUGGAAUAGGAUUAAAUGUUAUAUAUCCAAUAGCUAUAGAAGCAUUUGUAGAAAAGUUGUAUCCAUUAAAGUCUUUGAUAGUAAGCACCUGGAUAUUAGGAAUUGCAAAUGUACAAUUCAAAAAUAGACUUAGAUUUUGGGUUUUGCUUUAAAUUACAUAUUAGUAUUGCCAACAAUAAUAGAUUAUGGUAUAUGGUUAUCUUUAUUAAUACUUACUCCAUUUUAACUUUACUUUCUUUUAUUUUAUAAAUCUAAAUUUAGGCGAUUUGAGUUAUCAAAUUGA